Nematolebias whitei (Rio pearlfish) is the source of this 1352-nucleotide messenger RNA. Its product is annotated as parathymosin. Gene Ontology annotation, molecular function: histone binding. Gene Ontology annotation, biological process: positive regulation of transcription by RNA polymerase II; negative regulation of apoptotic process. Lineage: Eukaryota; Metazoa; Chordata; Actinopteri; Cyprinodontiformes; Rivulidae. Bases 187 to 534 code for a protein of 115 amino acids. Gene Ontology annotation, cellular component: nucleus. The transcript is spliced from 5 exons. The record is from RefSeq and is a predicted model, not a curated record.
CUGGUCUUCGCAUCCAACGAGAGUGGAUUUUCAACGAGCUCGAGAGAAAAGCGGAGAAGGGCAGACAUCAUUUCUCUCUUAGCGUCUUUGGACUAGCUACUCGGAGGCAUAGAGAGAAAAAGUAUUAAAUCUUUUUUUCUCUAAACAGGACUGUAAUUAUCUAAAUUAUUUUACAAAACUAUAGCCAUGGCCGACACAGUUGUUGACACGACCGCCACCACAGAGGUUACAGCCAAGGAGCUGAAAGAGAAGAAAGAAGUGGAAGCGGAGGAGGAGGUGAAGAAGACGGACAGCGGGGAAGCACCUGCCAAUGGCACAAAUGGUGCUGAACACGAUGAGAAAAAGGAAGAAACUACAGAGGAGGAGCAGAAGAACGGAAGUGCAGAAAAUGUCGAGGAGGCGCCCCCUGCUGAGGAGACUGAUGCACAGCCUGUGAAGCGUGCAGCUGAGGAGGAGGAGGAGGAAAAAGCAGAGCCAAAAAAGCAGAAGACAGAGGAAAAUGGCGAUUCGAAAGAGGCAGAUGUGGAGGCUUAGGUCUUUCCCCUGCUACAUGUUUGCGGCACUGUCCCACCAGCCUGGUCAACAUCGUGUUUUAGAGCUUGUGCUUUCUGUUUCUUUUGAAAGAGAUUUCUUUUUGGUUGCUCCCAUGUUAUUUCAUUGCACUGGAGUCUUGAAACGUGGUGGCCCUGCAUACCCCUUUUUUUAUGAAAUGUUAUUUAUUGGUCCUUAAUGAGCAUUUUAUUUUCUACUCGUAGGAGUUGGGCCACAGCAUAAGAUCAUUAUUUUUCAUUUCCUGAAGUUUCACAUCAGUAUGUUCGAAGCACAACCUCUAUUAUGUCAGUGCUGACCAGAUGAUUCAUACAUCCAGGCAGCUGCUCACCUUCAAGGCUCAUGUUGACCUCUCGGAUACACUUAAAGGACCAAAGACAAGUUUUAAGCAGGGGGUAAUGGACAGUUAAGCAUAAGUUAAGGCGAGAUAUUUUUUUUUAUGUGUGUGAAGCUGCUACUUAAAUCCCUGGCUGCCCUGUUAAUGUAACAGAUGGUGCAAAUAAAUAAAGGAGCUGUAUGUUGCACCUCCACAGACGGAUUGUUUGACCCUUCUCUGUGGAGGUAGGAUUUUUGCAAUGUUAAUUAACCCCUCUUAAAUCUUAAAGCUUUGGUCAUUUGUUCUGUAUGCAUUCCACGCAAGUUUGUACCAUUUAUAUGUUGUUUUUCUCGCAUUUCUCGAGUUUUAUGUUAACGGUUGAGUAGCCCAAUUCUGUGUAGACUGCCUUUUCCAUAACCAGAAUGGCAUUAGGUUACUUCAGCCACUGCUUUGUAUAUUCUGAUUAAGAAAUAAAUUUGUCUUUUUA